AUGAAGACGCCAGACCCAGAAGACAUGUACCCCCAGAUGAAGCUAUCUCCGAAUUCCCAUGUCGACGCCGACAGCCCACCGCAGUGGAGUCGUGGGCGGGGCCAGCAGAUAGCGCUGUCAGGCGCCCUGUUUGAGCCGCGCAGGCACACCAGACCUCGCAGAGGCGGCCUGUCUGAAGCAUCGAUGAUAGGUCAUGGCUUGUGGAGUGCCAACAAAACACCCAACAUGGUCCAUAUAAAGGCCUGCACCGAGCGGGACUCGACCAGCGAACCGAUCUGCGGCGACGCGCUGGGGCUACAUCCCGCCCACGUAGCCGCCCGCGAGUCCAAGCCCAGAAGAACAUUUAUUCUUGCAUCCGCCCCCCAGACGAAGCCAUCCACAACCGCUACCCAACACCGAGGCACCUUCGUUCUGGCUGCCGAAGAGCUGCUCUUCCAGCUGCGAAUCAUCACGUGAGACCGGCCGCGGGGUCAUGUCCCGGUGCCACAAACCACCCCCAGGCUGGAGCUCAUUUGACAAGGAAGGGACGUAAAACCAGCCAGCGAUGUGGAG
This is a messenger RNA of Gaeumannomyces tritici R3-111a-1, 552 nucleotides long. RefSeq lists its product as hypothetical. NCBI's taxonomy places the organism in Eukaryota, Fungi, Ascomycota, Sordariomycetes, Magnaporthales, Magnaporthaceae. The record is from RefSeq and is a predicted model, not a curated record. The coding region runs from base 1 to 456 and encodes 151 amino acids. The transcript has a single exon.